AUGUCCACAAAUGAACGGCUUCCAGCUAGAGUUUCUUCUGAGGCGGAGCGUGCCCACUCUGAGAAGCAGGAUGAGUCAACUGGUGUGAUGGAAGACACUACUCUAGUCGACAAUCGGGCCAUUUUCGAGCGCAAAGCUGCUUUGGUAAAUGUUGAGAUCGACAAGUUUGGUUUUGGCAAAUACCAAUGGUGCAUUUGGAUGUUAUGCGGCUUGGGCUAUUUUGUCGAUUUGGCUUGGGCCCAGGGUGUGGGCUUGAUGGCCACGGCAGUGUUCCAGGAGAUGGGGGUCCCAGCUGACAAGCAGGGCCUGAUCUAUACUUGUUCCAACGCCGGUCUUGCUAUUGGUGCCUUCGGAUUUGGUGUAAUCACCGACAUCAUCGGACGCAAAUGGGCUUUUCAAAUUACAUGUUUGAUAACCUCAGUAUUUGGCAUGUUGCUGGCCGCAUGCAAAUUCAACUACGGUGCAAUCUGUGGGGUUUACUUCUUGUCUUCAAUUGGGCUAGGGGGAAAUGUCCCCAUUGACGCGACUAUUGCCCUCGAGUUUUUGCCGCAGAAUCGUCGCUAUCUAGUAGCUCUGCUGGGAAUGUGGCAGCCAAUUGGAGUGGUCGUUGCAUCGGCCAUUGCAUAUGCUACAGCGGCAAGGUAUCGGUGUGAUGUAAAUCUGCCGUCUUGUUCAGCUGUCAAGUCUGGUGAGGCAUGCUGUACCGUCUCCAGCAACAUGGGCUGGAGAUACAUGGUAAUCAUCAUUGGUGCCAUGACACUUACAAUUUUCUGCACUCGGUACCUCAUCUUCAGGUUUCAUGAGUCCCCCAAGUUCCUUCUCAGUAAGGGUCGUGAGCAAGAUGCAAUCGAUGUUCUGCACAAAAUCGCCAAAUUCAAUGGUGCUGAGCCGCCCACAUUGACUAUUGAAGAUUUUCGUCGAGUUGACCGAGCAGCUAGCGUGAAUACAACGGAGCACGUUACCGAACCAAGCGGGAAAGGCUUUGUUGUUGGUAUGUUCAAAAGUCUGAGUUUCCUCCAUGGCCUUUUCACGGAUAAGCUUCAAUGCUUCAGUUUCGUCCUUCUCGGAGUCGCGUACAUGGGCAACUACUGGUCUUUUAACCUGGCAGGCUACUUUCUACCAAUUGUCCUCCUGAACAAUAACGUGGAUAGUGGUGCCAACAACGUCACUGAGACAUACCGAGAGUACGUUUAUAUUUAUCUACCAGGUAUAAUUGGUGCCGUUUUUGCCCUGGUCUCCAUACAGAUGCCUCUUUUUGGUAGGAAAUGGUCGCUUGUCAUAUCGGCUGCCCUACAAGGUGUCUCCAUGGCAAUGUACACCCAGGUUGAGAGCACUGCCGGGUACGUGGGUCUCAAUGCCCUUGAGUAUAUUAUGCAAAGUUAUUUCAACGCAGUCCUAUAUUCGGCUUCCCCUGAGAUGUUUGAUACAACUUAUCGUGCUAGUGCUAGUGGUAUGCUGUCUUGUCUCGGUCGGAUCGCUGGUAUUGUGGCUCCGUUUGCUGGUCAGAAGUACAUUGCUGAGGGCCGGGCAGGUGUGCUUUGGCUCGGCGCUGGUGGUAUUUGGGUCUCAGCUCUUCUUAUGUGCUUCCUUCCCAUUGAGAUGAGGAAUAAGCAAAUGUACUGA
Molecule: messenger RNA, 1623 nt
Organism: Penicillium brevicompactum
Lineage: Eukaryota; Fungi; Ascomycota; Eurotiomycetes; Eurotiales; Aspergillaceae
Exons: 6
Coding region: 1-1623 (540 amino acids)
Biological process (GO): transmembrane transport
Cellular component (GO): membrane
Molecular function (GO): transmembrane transporter activity
Source: RefSeq, a predicted model, not a curated record